AUGCCUUUCCUCACCUGUGUCCAUGGUCUGACCAUGGCCAGUUUACAAAACCAUCGUUACGCAAAGUACAUUGGCCCCACGGAUGAACACGACUUUGCCUUACUUGAUCUCCGACUCUACGACGACAUCAAAGGCGAAAGCCCUGCCGACCAGGGCUCCUUUCGUAAAGUUGGACCUAAUGAGUUCUUUCAUCAAUAUGCCGACGCCGAUUCUCCCAACCAUUUCAGGGAGGUCGAAGAGCUCGACAACAUCGAACGCAUCGUCGCUCCCCAUGGUGAGGCUUUGAUUCGGUUGUACUUUAGAAUCGUCCAUCCCAGUUUCCCCAUCCUCCACAAAAAAGUCUACCUGGAGAAAUAUGCCAGGACUCAUCGCGAAUUCUCUCCACCAUUACUGGCUGCCGUCUACAUCUUGGCUCUGAACUGGUGGUCGUAUAGCUCGGAAUUGGCCAAAUUGAACAAGCCAGACGUCGCCGAACUCGAAGAUAUUGCCUACAGAACCUUGCAGGAUGUAUCCUACCGCGCCAAAUUGUCUACAGUGCAAGCGGGAUUGCUGCUACUUCAGAGACCCAAUAGCAACCAAGGCUGGCAACUAACUUCUCAAUUGGUCGCUAUCGGCCAAGACCUGGGAUUACAUCUCGACUGUUCCAAUUGGCGCGUCCCUGCAUGGGAGAAAGGCCUCCGCAAACGGCUGGCAUGGGCAUUAUUCAUGCAAGACACCUGGUCAGCACUCAUCUAUGGACGACCGCCUCACAUCUCGAUGACCAAUUGGGCCGUACACCCCGUCAUCAGCAGUGAUUUCCCAGAGAGCGCCGCCGAUGAAGACGGCGAGGAUGGUAGCACCGAGGUGGAAAAGGGUCGCACCUUGUUCAGCGCCAUGAUCACGCUCACCAAAAUGCUUGCAGAAGUCUUAGAAGCACUAUACUCGUUGAAAGCAGAGAAUGAGGUCAAAAAUUCCUAUGACACAACAAAAGCUAUUCUCGAAAGAGCCAAGCCGAUUCAGUUGAAACUCCGCUCGUGGUAUGCCGAUAUGCCUGAAGCUUUACGAAUGGAUGCAACACGAGUUGGCAAGCUGAGCUCAGUGGGAUAUCUACACCUCGCUUACUUCGCCACCGAAAUCACACUACAUCGAAGAGUGAUUCGGUCUCUCGACCACAACACCGACCCUUACAUGAUCCAAAUCUGUCGAUCGGCUGCAAAAGCCCGGUUGAUCAGUGCCAUGGACUUCUUCAAUCGACUCAAACCCGAACAUCUUCAAUCCUUCUGGUACUUUGCCUCUAAAUUCAACUUUGCCCUCAUUGGCACAUUUGCCGGUCUCUGUUUCGUAAGCUCAGUCACACAAGAAGAAGCAGAAUUCUACCAGCGACGACUACAAGAAUAUCGUUGGACAUUACGCGUGUCCAACAAGAGUGCCGAAUUCCUCGAAAUCGCCAGUGGCAUUCUCGAAUCCGCUGUCGGCGCGCUGUUGAAAGCCGCAGACUCGAUCGACAGCAAGGGCAUAUCCUUUCCCAUGUUACAGCACCACGCACCACCAGAAGACGAGGACAUUGCAAUGGAAAGCUUCUACCCUUCUGCUGACGAUCCAUUUUACGACCAGAACAUGAAUUUGAACGCCUGA
This is a messenger RNA of Exophiala mesophila, 1614 nucleotides long. RefSeq lists its product as uncharacterized. Lineage: Eukaryota; Fungi; Ascomycota; Eurotiomycetes; Chaetothyriales; Herpotrichiellaceae. The transcript has a single exon. The coding region runs from base 1 to 1614 and encodes 537 amino acids. Gene Ontology annotation, molecular function: zinc ion binding; DNA binding. The record is from RefSeq and is a predicted model, not a curated record. Gene Ontology annotation, cellular component: nucleus. Gene Ontology annotation, biological process: DNA-templated transcription.